Messenger RNA from Coprinopsis cinerea okayama7#130, 387 nucleotides. RefSeq lists its product as hypothetical. Bases 1 to 387 code for a protein of 128 amino acids. The record is from RefSeq and is a predicted model, not a curated record. Lineage: Eukaryota; Fungi; Basidiomycota; Agaricomycetes; Agaricales; Psathyrellaceae. The transcript is spliced from 4 exons.
AUGCCUGAAGCACCCUUUGAAAACCUUCUGGGCCUAUUUACUCAAAUCGGGAAGAUCCAGGAGAUGAUCGAGAAGGGUACUUCUUUGUCGAACAUCCCCGACGAGUUCUUCACCCAUAUCCGCCGCAGUAUAUUCGCCGUCGCCAUCGGAUAUCAGGAUCGGUUUUUGAAGAUUGUUUCUCAAGACAUGAUGAUCCACGAUGUCGCUGCGAUCGUUAAGGACGCCGCUUCGUCCAGUCGCAUAUCACCCACCGACGCGAUUACAAGGUUGCAUUUAUUGUUUCAUCAACGCGAAACGUACUCCCAUAUUUGGAAUGAUCCCACUACACGUUACGGCGCUGCCCCGCACGAGCCUAUCCCCUCAACCGUAAAUAGUUCGACCAUGUAG